UAUGUGUGUUGUAACACCACUGAGGCUUCUACUGGGUUUCCAUGCAUUUUUCCAAGAUGAGCAAGAUCUGAUCUUCUACCAUAAAAAGGUGCAAAGAAAGAACUCUUUGAUUAAAAACAGAGUAAUUCAGCAGAAGACUCUGGACUUUUUGUUUUACAAGUCACAUCGCUUGAAGAAAGAAAUCGAAACUUUUUGCUGCUUGCUCCAAGAAUAGGGAGCCAGAGGAAGUUAGUGCAUAAUCUGUUGUAACACAUUCUAGCAUUACAGCUGCUUAGACUGCAUGCUUUUUAGUAAUACAUUGAAAUAGUUCUUGCAGGAGUAAAGUGACAGCUCCCUGGCUUCCAUGCCAAAAUGUGAUCUUUUUUUCUUUCUUUAAAAAAGGUCUAAAUCUUGUACUGAGUACAGGAGUUGCUGAAAAGAUGUGUCUUUCAGAGACGGUAAAUUAUGAAAUAUUUUUAAAGAAGCAAAUUAAAAUCUCUCUGCUUUUCUUUAUAUUGUCACUAAGUAAUGGACACUGGGAGGAGGUAUGUUGAAUAAAAUAAGAUAAAUUGAAUUUUAAAAACGUAGUCAGAGACUAGACAGUUUUCUCCAUUAACAAUUAUGUAGAUGCUCUUCACUGUGGUUCCUGUCCCUUUUUAUGUCUAACUGUGCUAGGCAUAUAUUAAAAAUAUUUAAUAGGAACCUUUUUGCCUGCAUCACUGAGCCUGUAAUACAAAUAAUGAAAUUAGUAGAAGAGUUAGGGCUGCUUCUUGUUUGCCUGAAACUUGGGCUAGGAGUUGUUUCACUUCCCCCCCUCCUUGCCCCAGGAGAGGAUCAUCUAAUUGUCCUAACCCUUUCUCCACCCACCAAAAACAGUCAUUUAUGCAAAGUGGGACAGUUUCCUAUGGGAUCUCCUGUGGGAAUUUGAAAACGGUCUCAUUGAAUAUUUUACUGUCUGCUUAGUGUUGCUGACAGUGUAACUAUCUGUUCUUUGUGAGCUAGAAAAAUAGAACUUCACUCUUAGGCAUUUUGCCUAAAUACGUUUGUUUAAAUACAAGGCUGGCUAAACAGCUCUAUAUAUAAUGCUCACUUUUUUUUUAAUAGGCUUCUCACAAGCUGUAUGCACGUUCGUAUGUUAGUCCAAAGAUUACACAAAAGAUAGUAGCAGUGGAGGAAGGCAAAUAAAGCAGCAUUGGAAUUUAAAAGAAGUUUGUUGAUUCAAACUCAUCCAUCAGCAGACAGAAUGCAUAAUAAAAAGUGCAUGGGUUUUGAUGUGUAAAGAGUGGCUGAUAAGUGGGUAACAACUCAAUUUCCUUUAAACCAAUUCUGGGCUGCCUUUUGGGCAGUGUCCUGUUGUUUGGCCAAGGUUUCUGUUUCACCCGUACCUCAUGAGUAAACACACCCUUCAAGGGCUGGUGGUCACUCAGCUAUUGGAAAUACUAACUCCAGUGUUCCCAGAAGGGUAUGUGUAUUUGGGGAAGAAAGAUGUGGACUGUGUCAUCUGCUGACUCAUGGUUUAAUCUUUAUUUUGCACUUCCAGCUGAUAAGACCACUUUGUUAAAAAGUAAUACAGGAAAUGAUGCACUGCAAAAACCAAGAGUGGCAGAAAGGGAAACGGAAUGUACUGGCAAGGGCUCAGCACUGCAGACGCGCUCUCUGCUUCUUGGAAACAAAAAACUCCACCUAUGCUGCCUUUUUUUUUUUUUUUUUUUUUCAGCUUAAUACUGGUAUUGGCACUUACUGUGAGUAGUAUACAGCAGCCUGUGGGUUUUCUCCCCCUUUACUUUAUCUUGCAGCUUGUUCAGGGCUUGGAGUAUGCUUCGACUUUGUUCGGGCAGGCAGGACUGCAGCAGCAGUCCCUGGGCUGGAGCCUGGUGGCCUGCUAGAUCCUGCUGAGCUGCAUUGCUUCCAAGCGUAUCUACAAGUACUGUACCUAAUGCUAUUCCUUCCGCUCCCAGCGUAUUUCUUGCCACAGUUGUUGCUAUAGAGAUGCCAGCUGUUAAGAUAAUACCUUUGAUUGUGAUGGUGGAGUAUGUUUUGGAGUGUAUGAUUGUGGGAGUGGGACGUGUGUGUGUUGCAGGAUUUCAUCCAAAAACUUCAGAAAAUCUGUUCCGAUGGUCUGGCUGCUUGGAGCUGCAUCUGAAUGUCAGCUUAGUCUUUGCAGAGCUUGUGUACUAGCUCAAGUUAGGUUGUAUUUUCAGGCACUGGUGUAAAGAUACAGUCUUAAUAGAUGGGACUUUUUUUUUUCUUUUUCACAGCAAGUAGUUUGGCCAAUAAUUUUUAAAGUAUCUUGGUGGAAAUGGGUCAGGCCUAUGUAGACCCAUGUCUGCAUUCAUUAUCAAUGUUGAAAGAAGUUUGGAUUGAGAUUUAGACUUUGUACUUUUUUUUUUUUUUUUUUUUUUUUUUAGAACUUCAACUUGAGUCUUUUAAAUAUUUUUAAUUUGAUUCAAAUGGAGGUGAAGUAGAAAGCUUGAUUACUUCCUGAUAUACCACUGGAACUUGUAACUUUUGUGUGUGGAACUUGUAUCUUUUGUUUGAACGAUACAGAAAAAAAAUACUUAGAAUAUCGAUUGAGAUACAGACUAUAUAUGAGUUGAGAAUACCUCUGUUACAAACACAUUUGAAGCACAUGUACUGGGGUUCUGGUAAUACGGUUCUUAAAAUAGCACAGCAUUUUAAUAGAGCACUUUACAGUGUGUCUAAGGAUAAAGUGUACCUGGGGUACAGUCAGUGACAGUAAUGGAGUUCCAGUUCAUUUAACAGUAUAGUACAUGCCUAGGUAACAAAAUAAAUUCUUAAAUUUGCCUCAGGCUCAUGCAAAUCUUCGACUGCAUUGACAUUAUUAUUUCAAAUACAAUUCUUAGCAUAAAAGGAAUGGGAAGUAUCAGUACGAAGUGCAGGUAGACACGGUCUGUGUCUUGUAGUUUAUGCAUUCAGCCUAAUAAAACUGAACCUUUGCAGUUAGAUAAUUGUUUUAGUGACAAAUUAAUUUGAAUCAAGUGGAUGGUUUUCAGCUUAAAGUACUUCAAGUAUAGUGGUACACGAUACAGUGCGUGAUAGUCAAGAGGUUAAGUGUGGCAUAGCAUUUACAGUUUUAAGAUCUGCAAUCUUUUCAUAGUAUAACUAUGAAAUUCUGUCUGAUGCGGGUGUGCUGACACCUAUUCUGUGUGUGUACAGGUUGCUGGUUGGUUGGUUUUUUUGUGUCUUUCUGAUGGCAACAAAAACAUUCAUAUCCUUUUCCCCUUCCCCCUUCCUCUGCAACCUGUUGGUAUCCAGUGCAGGAUAUGUUUCCUGUCUGUCUUCAUGCUCUGUUUGAAAAUCAGUGGUUUAGUGCUCUUUGUCUCAUUUUACCCACCCUGCCAGCACAGGGUCUCUCCUGCUUCCCCCAGCAGAGCCUUUUGCCUGCUCCCAGCCUGGGCAAGUAUAAAACUUGCUGCUCGCAGCUGGGGCUUCUUUAUAUGUGGAGUUCCUCCUCCUCUUCACCCAUUGCUUCAUCCCUGUACCAUGUCUUCCCAACUCGAGGACCAGUGUGCCAUCUAAAAUCCUCUUAUCGGGACUUCCUCCUCCUUCCCACUCCUUCAUGUGUCCUUGAGUACCUCAGGCAGGCAUUGCAACAGGAAGGGUCAGGAUGUAAUCGGUGAAGUUCUCAGCCAGAAGGUUUUAGAGCAAUAAGAAGGUCGCGUUCAUCAAGGGGGGAUGUCAGCGCUGCCUUCCUGGGACUGGAGGACUGAAAAGGAGAAAGGACCGGAAUUAUUUGAAACCGGCUGCUUUUGACUACUGACACAAUCUGCUGUACCCUGCUGGUGGUGGAAGAACAGGACAGUCUCUCCUGCUUGGUUCUGUGGUAUCACCACAGUGGGGUCACCAUGAAUGUGACAAGUUUAUUCUCCUUCACCAGCCCAGCAGUGAAGAGGCUGUUGGGAUGGAAGCAGGGGGACGAAGAAGAAAAAUGGGCAGAGAAAGCUGUUGAUGCAUUAGUGAAAAAACUGAAGAAGAAAAAAGGUGCUAUGGAGGAGCUGGAAAAAGCGUUAAGCUGUCCUGGUCAGCCCAGCAACUGCGUCACAAUUCCUCGUUCCUUGGAUGGCAGGCUUCAGGUUUCGCACCGGAAAGGGCUACCGCAUGUAAUUUACUGUAGAGUGUGGCGCUGGCCAGACCUGCAGAGCCAUCACGAACUGAAACCACUGGAAUGCUGUGAGUUUCCCUUUGGUUCAAAACAGAAGGAGGUUUGCAUCAAUCCCUACCACUACAAGCGGGUAGAGAGUCCUGUCCUUCCUCCGGUGCUGGUUCCAAGGCACAGCGAGUACAAUCCUCAGCACAGCCUCUUGGCCCAAUUCCGCAACCUGGGACAAAAUGAGCCCCACAUGCCGCACAACGCUACUUUCCCGGACUCUUUUCAGCAACCCAAUAGUCACCCGUUCCCCCACUCACCUAACAGCAGCUAUCCAAACUCGCCUGGAAGCAGCAGUAGCACCUACCCGCAUUCUCCAGCCAGCUCAGACCCGGGAAGUCCUUUCCAGAUGCCAGCUGAUACUCCCCCUCCUGCUUACCUGCCUCCGGAAGAUCAGAUGACACACGAUACCUCCCAGCCAAUGGAUACCAACAUGAUGGCACCUACAAUUCCUCCUGACAUACACAGAGGAGAUGUUCAGGCAGUUGCUUAUGAAGAGCCGAAGCAUUGGUGCUCCAUUGUCUACUACGAGCUGAAUAAUCGUGUCGGGGAGGCGUUCCACGCUUCUUCCACCAGCGUCCUCGUUGAUGGUUUCACUGAUCCUUCAAACAACAAGAACAGAUUUUGCCUGGGGCUGCUCUCGAACGUUAACCGCAACUCCACCAUUGAGAACACUAGGCGGCAUAUUGGCAAAGGCGUUCAUCUCUAUUAUGUUGGUGGGGAAGUGUAUGCUGAAUGUCUUAGUGACAGCAGUAUUUUUGUGCAAAGUCGGAACUGCAACUACCAUCAUGGGUUCCAUCCCACCACGGUCUGCAAAAUCCCCAGUGGCUGCAGUUUGAAGAUUUUCAAUAAUCAGGAAUUUGCUCAGCUUUUGGCUCAGUCAGUGAACCAUGGCUUUGAGACAGUGUAUGAGCUUACUAAGAUGUGCACUCUCCGUAUGAGUUUUGUAAAGGGUUGGGGAGCUGAAUAUCAUCGCCAAGACGUAACGAGCACUCCAUGCUGGAUAGAGAUACAUCUUCAUGGUCCCCUUCAGUGGCUGGAUAAAGUACUUACUCAAAUGGGCUCUCCUCAUAAUCCUAUUUCUUCAGUGUCUUAAAAGGUCCCAAGCUCCUGCAUUUUGGAAACAAUUGAGCCUUGCAUGUACUUGAAGGAUGUAUGAGUCAGACACACACUUCCCCCCCCCCCCCCCCGCACCCCGAACUGGCAACAGCUGAAUAAGAGCCAUGAGAAUACUUGACUUCUGUGACCAACUGUUGGAUUCGGAAAAAAAAACAAAACCAAACAAAACUUUGACAUACUGUUGGUAUCAAGAAUUUUAGUUUACAUUGUAAUGUACUAUUGCAAAGUUGAUUUGCAGGGCUUAGUGCAACGGGGACAACCGAGCCAAAACCACAAUCUGUCGAACUGAGUUCCCGAAGUAUCUUCCUGUAGCUGGCAUUCUGAGAUUCUCUUUCUUCCUUACGUUCAGCGCUUGCUUUUUUCCCCUGUGUCCUCCAGGGCUAAGAGCUGAUGGUGAAGUCUGCUUUUUGCAGGCUCUCUGCAGUACAUUUUAAAACCAUUUGUCUAAGUUGAUGAUUGCUGUUCUCUUUAAAAGAAAAAAAAAGUCAUAAAGGUUUAAUCUCAAUAACUGUGUAAUAAUCUUUGAAAUUGUGUCCUGACCAUACUGCUGUAAGAAUGUUAGGUAUGUUUUUUCCUAAAUGUAUGUACGGUGUAUUUGAAAGUUUAGAAAUUAAUUAGGUUUAGACCAUAAAGGAAUUAGGAGUAUUUGAAUGGGGGGAGGUGGGAGUGGGAAGGGAAAACGACAACUGAAAUGUAGAAUAUAUUGUAAACAUAGCUUGUUAGUUUAAACUGAGGUCUGAGUUUUGCUGUGCAUUUCAUUUUUAUAGUGGCUUUAUCUUGUUAAUUCUGACUAUUUUUGCCUCUUCGUUUUCCCCCAAAACAAUUGCGCAGCUAGUUAAUUCUUUUACCCAUGAAGAGGACAAAAUGAUUAAUUCUUGCAGUUUGAAGGCUGCAACUCUAUGUAUUUCAAGACAAAAUUGUACAGAGUGCUCUUUAACUAUUGAGCAGUUUUAUACAGUUUAUGUAACAGAAGUAGGCUUUUAAUUUUGUAAGAGAAUCUUGUUUUGCCAAACCUAGUAACUGUUAAUUGUUUGGAAGACUUCAAAAUCCAUGUGUGGGUCUAUUUCAAACUUUUAAAAAUAUAUAUAUAUUUUUAAUUUUUAUUUUUUUUUACUGCUUUGUUUAUUUUCUUCUCUUUGAUCUUUUAUAUUCACGUAAGCUGUAGUACUUUAAGUACCUUUAUUCCAAAACUAGUGGGUCCUCUUUACUGGAAGUUUUGAAUAAAACCUGUUGUUACUGCUUA
Aquila chrysaetos chrysaetos is the source of this 6509-nucleotide messenger RNA. It is a transcript of the gene SMAD1, whose product is annotated as SMAD family member 1. Lineage: Eukaryota; Metazoa; Chordata; Aves; Accipitriformes; Accipitridae. The transcript has 7 exons. Gene Ontology annotation, cellular component: heteromeric SMAD protein complex. The coding region runs from base 3846 to 5243 and encodes 465 amino acids. Gene Ontology annotation, molecular function: RNA polymerase II cis-regulatory region sequence-specific DNA binding; DNA-binding transcription factor activity, RNA polymerase II-specific; I-SMAD binding. Gene Ontology annotation, biological process: cell differentiation; transforming growth factor beta receptor signaling pathway; BMP signaling pathway. The record is from RefSeq and is a predicted model, not a curated record.